AUUUAGGUGUGAAGCAAUUGGAAGAAGCUGCAGGCUCCCUGUUGCGCACUUGGCGGAACGUACAGCCACAGAUCGCGGCGGCUCCACGCGUGGACUGAAACGAAAAUGACCUUCCCACGCUGAUUUUUACGCACAGCUCUGUGAAUGGAUUCUUAUUGAUCCGCAGGUGACAGGAGAUCAACCCGGCCAACGCGUCUGAGCGCAGAGACUUUACGCAUCCCCGGAGCGCAGCCGGACAGCUGCUGCGUCCUCUUACGUCUUUACCUGCUGCUGCUUUUCGGGGAGGACUUUCUGGGCGUGGAGGCUGUUUCUGAAAGACCAUCGGCAGCAGAGUUUGGAGCUGUGAGCUGCCUCAGUCGGUCUGAGAGAGGCUCACCGGUGCCAUGAAGAGCUGAGGCAGGCACGCCGCCCCAUGUGUGUCCAUCCGCACACCGGAGAGCUGCAGACCUCGCUGUCGUGUGCGUGCUGCGUUUGAAGCACCGUGGGAAAGCCGAACAGCAUGGUGCAACCGUCGCUGUGCUUCCUGGGGGGCCUUUUGGGCCUGUUUCUAAUGGCUCCCGUUCUGAUGGCUUCCACGCCCGCCAGCAUGUGCACGCCCCUCAAGACGCUCAACGACAGCCUGAGCCACAGGCGGCGGUACAUGAAGCACAACUUUCCCGUCAACUAUGCCAUCCGAGUUCAUCACGAGGAAAUCUUUAAGCUGUCAAAUAUCAGCAAAAUGAAAUUAAAGGUGGAAGGACUGGAUGAGCUGGUUCUCCAGAGGCUGUGGUUUCAAGUCAACCAAGGCGUCUUAAAAAAGAUCAUCCGGGUAUUGCCGGAGAGGCAUCCUUCGCGACCGUACACAGCGGAGCUGGAGAGACGGUUCAGGGAUGCUGAGGGAGUCUUUGUUCAGUCGCAUCCUGCUGAGGUGUUCCAGCAGGAGCUUCCAGAGACGAUCCAAGACAUUUGGGAUCAGUUAACGGAGGAGCCCGGCAGGGUGCCGGAGUCCAGCUGGAGGUUCGCGUCUCCAAAAUCCCUGGUGGAUAACUUGUGCCACACCAUGUGCUGCCUUUUCUGGGAGUGCUUUUCCAGCACAGAAUCUUCUCAGGACUACUGUGAAGUCUCCCGUUCAAAGAAGGGCAGAAAAACGCAGAGCCCAGAACUGGAGACGGCGCCCACGGAGCCUGCAGAGUGGUGACUUCCACGUUGACGCCGCCCAGAGACUCCAGUGAUUCACAAUAAAUCCCAUUUCAACAAGUCAUUUCCAAAAAGAGCCAAGAUCAUUGUACAGACUGAAAACCUUGGCACCAAGCAGCAGUGAGACCCGACAGAACAUGUUGGCAUAGCGACGCCACCAGUGCUUCAUUUGGUAGCAUACGGACUUUCCAUGUAGCCGAAAUGCGGCUCGGCUUUGUGAGGAACCUUCAGGAUUUCAGCUGGGACGCCGGAUCUUUUCCUUGAGGACGUCUCCUGCUUCUGGUAACUCAUGCGUCAGAUGUGUUUAUGUUUUCAUAUGUUAAUAACGAUGAUGAAUACAUUGUUUUCUGAGAUGGAUUCUUUGGGAAGGAACUUCCUCAGCAAAAGGCUAACAGAAAGAGACAGACUUUGUACCACAGCCAAACAUCCCGAUAUAUCAUGUUAUUUAAAAACAAAUGUUUUACAGCUGUGCUACAGGCCCGGAUUGCAUAAUCAAAAAGCUGUCCAAAAAAGUAUGUUCAUUUUCAUUUGCUGCUCUGUGGAUUUAUGUUCUUUUCAUCUGUGCAAAAAAACAAAGGAAGAAAAACAAACUUGGUCAACUGACAGUAUAUUUAUGUUCCUUUAUACCGAGCUCUGUGUUCAGCAUAAAUCUGUUUCAGUUUGUUUUUAUCAGGUACGCCAUGAUUUCAAAGGCAAGUUUGUGGAAAACGAUGAUGCAAGACGUAUAAUUGGCACCUGAGUUUUGCUUGAGGUUCCUGAGUUUUGAAAGGAAUCUGGAGAGAAACCAAACCGGUGAAAACAUGACAAGCAUCGAGUUUUGUCUCGAUGCGAAAAUUUGAGUCUUCUGACUGAAGUUUUAAUAAAAAAAGACGUCAAAGUUCCCUAAAAUCUUCGGCUGAAGUUUCAAGAUGUGACAGGAAAGAGCACGAUGCCAUAAGAAUUAGGGCUGUAUAAUUAUAUCAAUUCUACAAUAUCUAUUUUUUUACACCCUUGAAAGUUAUAGAUUUUUCACCCGCAAGUAUCGAUACGUUAAACCACAGGGGUCCAUAGACUUAUACCGUCUUUUUAACAUAUCUGGUUUGUGACGGCGUAGCAGCAAGACUCCGCCUCCCCCGGUCUUACAUUCAACUUGUGCUUAAAGUGCACAUUAUAAACUACACACCAGUUUUUAAAUUGUGUUAAUAGGUCAAGUAAAACCGGAGUUAUGCUAAAAUACAGUAAGUAAACCAUAUUUUUCCGAAUGUCUGAGAAAUGUUAAAAACCGGCUUUUCCGGUUAUGUGAAAGGGAAUGAGCCUCCAAACGUAAAAAACGAAACGCAACAUUAGAUUCCUUUGUUUUUGGAAAUCUCAAAUCUUAAACAAAUAACGAUGGGCUGUAUUUUGUUGCUAAGAAACGAAGUAAAGUUGCGCAAGUAACCGUGAAAGGAAGCGGAACGGAGUAGCGGUGCGAACAGAACAGCGGCAAAAGCAGUGAGAUCGCGAAAUUAAUGCAAAGUUUGGAUAUUGGAGCAACUAGUGGCAUCCACUUCGUAAUUUGUUUUUAGCUUAGUGAUUUCUGUUCUGUAUAUAAAGGAUAUAAACGAAUCGUAUCAAAUUGUACCGUUUGCCAAAUAUCGUGAUACAUAUCGUAUCAUGUUCACAAUAUCGUAUUGUCUCAUGAAAUUGUUGUAUCGCUACACCCCUAAUAAGAAUAGCGCUAUCAGCAAAGUGACUGAUGUUUCAAUAUAGUGACCUACAGAAAAGCUUUAGUUCCUGAGCAGAAUGAGAAACUCCAUAAAUUAUCCAAGACUAAUUGAUUUGCUCUCAACUUCUCAAGAUUGGACACCACAGGGAACAUAUUGGAGGUCACAAAUGCAAGUCAAAUGUGUGAAAACUGUCUUUAGCUGCCUUUAAAGUCACAAAAAAGACGUUUAAAGCUGUCAAGAUGCUAAGAUGCAAAUAACUGAAUUGCAAAAGGUGC
Molecule: messenger RNA, 3136 nt
Organism: Xiphophorus hellerii (green swordtail)
Lineage: Eukaryota; Metazoa; Chordata; Actinopteri; Cyprinodontiformes; Poeciliidae
Gene: il34
Product: interleukin 34
Exons: 8
Coding region: 500-1177 (225 amino acids)
Biological process (GO): positive regulation of monocyte differentiation; positive regulation of macrophage differentiation; positive regulation of protein phosphorylation
Molecular function (GO): macrophage colony-stimulating factor receptor binding
Source: RefSeq, a predicted model, not a curated record